GUUCGACAUUCAACUAUAACCUCCCACCUGUCUGCCAUGCCUAGAUCAAGGUCAAGGUCGCCACGAUCUUCUCGCCGUGAACACUCUGAGCGCGAUAGAGAUCAUCGCUCAUCACACAAAAGCUCUCGAUCGUCCAAUAGAGACAGGAGUCCGCCUGCACGUCGAUCACGCAGUCGUGCAUCAGUUGAGCGUGAAGAUGAAUAUGGCCGUAGUCGACGUCGAGACGACCGACGACGACGUUCCGAUUCUGAAGAAGACCGACGAGAUCGCAAACGCAGUAAAAAGGACAAAAAGAAGCAUAAAAAGUCCAGGAAGGAGCGAUAUGAGGAAGAAGAGGAAGAAGAAGAGGAGGAAGAAGACCCGAGGGAUCCAACGUCCACACGACCCAGAUUGGAUGAUCUUGGUUAUACCAACGUCAACAACCCAUUUAACGACGUCAACCUCGAAUCCAAAUUUCAAUGGACCAAGAAAAAGGAGAAGGAUCGAAAAGCGGGACUCAAUGCAUCGGAUAUGAGACAACGUGAGAAGGACAGACGACGUGAUACAGAAGAAGAACUGGCCAAAUUGAACAAACGUCGUGCCGAACGAGAGAUCGAAAUGGAGUUGAGAGAAGAGGAAAAAGCUCGUAUGCAACGUGACGCUGAAUUGGCACAAAUGGGUGACUGGAAAGCAAAAGAAGACGAGUUUCAUUUGGAGCAAGCUAAGAAACGUGCAGAAAUUAGAAUUCGAGAAGGUCGCGCCAAGCCAAUAGACAUUCUGGCAAUGAACAUGCGCUUGGCCAAUGAAGCUGAUAAGGUCGAAGAAGAAGUUGAUUUGGAAGUUGACUUGGAUGAACCGUACACCAUUUUUGACGACCUCACAUUGGCGGAAACAGAAGAGCUUCAUCGUGACAUCCAAAUGUACCUUACAUUGGAGAAGAAUGAAGAAAGUUUAGAGUUCUGGAGAGCCAUGUUAUUGGUAUCUGCAGAUAUUCUUGAAAAGAUGGUUCAAGACUCGGAACAGCGGGCAUUAGGCGGUGUAUCCGAUUCUGUCAAACAAGAUAUAGAGAAUUUGCUUUCCAACAAAACUUUGGAUCAGCUCACAGCAUUGCAAAUGCAAGUCACCAAGAAACUGCAAUCCAACGAGCCAAUUGAUGUGGAGUAUUGGGAAAACCUCUUGAAGGAACUCAUCAUCUACAAGGCCAAGGCUAAGCUACGAGAUAUGCAUCAAGUUCUCUUGACGAAGCGCCUCGAACAGCUUCGUCUCAGACAACGAAUGGAAGCUCAAAAGGUACAAGAAGAAUUGGAGAAAGUGUUGGCAAUGCAUGGUCAAGUACGUGGCCGUGGUGUUGAAUCAGGCGAAGGUCUUGAAGCCGAGCCUGUGGAUGAAAGUCUCACGGAAGAACAAGAUAAGCGAUUUGAGGAAUCUGUUGAAGAGGAAAUUGAGGCGACUACCAGUCGAUAUGAACGCGGCAUGAGCCCUGUCUUGUUCACCAAAUUAUCUAACGAAGAUAAGGAACUUCCCAUUCUUGAUCCUGAAGAAGAUACGAAACAUCUGUUGGAAGCAAGACGCAAAGUCAUGUCUAGCAAGGUCAUCCCUGCUAAAUCCAAACCUAAGGCUAUCGUCAAACCUGAUGAAGUGGCGGCUGGAAUGGCAGCCUCCAUCGCCUCGGAUGUUUUGUUUGACCAGGAAGCAGCCAAAGGCAUUGAUGAAGAUGAAGAAAUGUUCAAUAUCGAAACAGAGUUGGCAAAGGAGGCUUACUUAUGGCAAGACAAAUACCGCCCACGCAAACCAAGAUACUUCAAUCGUGUUCACACAGGUUACGAGUGGAACAAAUACAACCAAACGCAUUACGAUCAGGACAACCCGCCACCAAAAGUUGUACAAGGCUACAAGUUUAACAUCUUUUACCCUGAUCUCAUCGAUAAAUCCAGCGCGCCGACCUAUUUCAUUGAAAAGGAUCCGGGUACCAACGAGACGGUUACCAUUCGGUUCCAUGCUGGACCGCCCUACGAGGACGUUGCUUUUCGUAUUGUAAAUCGAGAAUGGGAAUACUCACACAAGAAAGGGUUCAGAAGUGCCUUUGACCGCGGUAUUCUGUCUCUACACUUUCACUUUAAGCGAGAAUUUUACAGAAAGUAAUUCUGUCUGUGGUGUUUUUUUUUUUUUUGGCUCGCUUGUCAAAAAUUAAUAAAAAAAUAAAAAAUAAAAAAGAGAUCGCAGUGCUUCAUACCAGUAAGACGAAGGCAGAAUGUGGUUCUCAAGAGUUCGAUUGAGCCUAUGUAGGACACAGACCUCGAUAGCGUUCCAACGGAAUUUCGC
Molecule: messenger RNA, 2301 nt
Organism: Umbelopsis ramanniana AG
Lineage: Eukaryota; Fungi; Mucoromycota; Umbelopsidomycetes; Umbelopsidales; Umbelopsidaceae
Exons: 7
Coding region: 37-2121 (694 amino acids)
Biological process (GO): mRNA cis splicing, via spliceosome
Cellular component (GO): cytoplasm; spliceosomal complex
Molecular function (GO): protein binding
Source: RefSeq, a predicted model, not a curated record